UCUAUGGUUGUGAUAGUCGCACAAUUAUUUAUGAUUUAAAGUGGAAUAGGUAUGUCAUCGGACGAGGAGAAUGACGAACUACAAGAUCUAGAGGCGAUACGCGACAAGGUUCUUAGCAGCCCACAUAGCAAGCGUAUGCAAGUGAGCGCCUGGGAGGAUGACGAUGAUGGUGUGGAAGCAGAACGUAAUGCAAAAGAACCUGAUGCAAAGGCCAUAUUAAGCGCAGCUGAAGAGGGAAAUCUAGAGAAUAUUAAGAAUUUAUUGAGUAAAAACUACCAAUUACUCGACUGUACUGAUAAAGAUGGCUAUACUCCACUUCACAGAGCAUGUUAUGGCAAUAAUGUGGAAGUAGUGGAGUACUUACUUGAAGCAGGGGCUAAAAUAGACGCUAAAACCCAAGACGAAUGGCAACCUCUACAUUCUGCUUGCUGUUGGAACAACACAGAAUGUGCUGAAGCCUUAAUUGCAUAUGGAGCAGAUGUCAAUGCAAAAAGCAAAGGAGAUCAAACACCUUUACAUCUGAUUUCCGCUAGUUCAUACAACUCCCCUGCUCUCCAACUCCUUCUCUUGCAUCCUGACAUGAAUCCUUACCUGGUAAACUCAAGUGGAGACACAGCAGAUCAAAUUGCAAGAAGAACAACCAAAAAUUAUCCAAUGUUUGAAAUGAUUGAGCCUUGCCUAAAUGAGAUAUAAGGUCAGUAUGACGUUAAAUUGACAAAUUUCGGAGUACCGUUGCUGAGACGCUUAGAUCCUUCCCAAAUGAG
Cyphomyrmex costatus is the source of this 764-nucleotide messenger RNA. RefSeq names its product ankyrin repeat domain-containing protein 49. NCBI's taxonomy places the organism in Eukaryota, Metazoa, Arthropoda, Insecta, Hymenoptera, Formicidae. The record is from RefSeq and is a predicted model, not a curated record. Bases 52 to 693 code for a protein of 213 amino acids. Gene Ontology annotation, molecular function: protein binding. The transcript is spliced from 4 exons.